Messenger RNA from Neohortaea acidophila, 741 nucleotides. RefSeq names its product thioredoxin-like protein. The transcript has a single exon. Gene Ontology annotation, biological process: protein folding. Gene Ontology annotation, cellular component: cytoplasm. The coding region runs from base 1 to 741 and encodes 246 amino acids. NCBI's taxonomy places the organism in Eukaryota, Fungi, Ascomycota, Dothideomycetes, Mycosphaerellales, Teratosphaeriaceae. The record is from RefSeq and is a predicted model, not a curated record.
AUGCCGGUGCAAGUGCCGGUGGAUGAUCCCAACGCAGACACAGAGUGGAAUGAUAUCCUCCGGAAACAUGGCAUCAUCCCCGAAAAGCCUCCAGACAGGACGGCCGAGAUCGAAGAAGCGCUUGCAGAAGCCGAGCAAAUACGGUGGCAGAGACGAUUGGAGGACAAAGACCUGGACGAGCUAGAUGAGUUGGAAGACGACGAAGACGAAGAAUUUCUUGAUGAGUACCGCCAGAAACGAAUGGGCGAGCUGCGCAGCUUGCGAGAUGCCAGCGUCUACGGCCAGGUCUUUCCGCUGCAGAAACCAGAGUACCAAAAAGAGGUCACCGACGCCUCCGCCAAAACGUCGGUCUUCGUUCUCCUUACCUCCUCCUCCGGCACGAACCCCGAAUCACAGCUUGCCAUCGAGCUUUGGCGACAAUUGGCCGUGAAGUUUGGCGAAGUCAAGUUCUGCCAGAUGCAGGCAGAUCUGUGCAUAGAAGGAUAUCCGGAUCGCAACACGCCGACUAUCCUGGUGUACAAGGACAAGGAUAUCAAGAGACAGAUUGUGACAUUGAAGGAAUUGAAGGGGUUGCAGACGAGCAUGGAGGAUGUGGAGGGAGUCUUGAUUGAUGUGGGCGCCGUGAAGUAUGGUGAUUGGAGGUUGAGGAAUCGCGAGGCGAAGGCGGCGGAGGAAGAGCCGUGGAAGAGCGUCAAGCAAAGUCAAAAAGGGCUUGAUGAAGAUGAGGACGAAUGGGAUUGA